Messenger RNA from Aedes albopictus (Asian tiger mosquito), 2413 nucleotides. Its product is annotated as major facilitator superfamily domain-containing protein 8. The record is from RefSeq and is a predicted model, not a curated record. The transcript is spliced from 3 exons. Gene Ontology annotation, cellular component: lysosomal membrane. Gene Ontology annotation, biological process: transmembrane transport. The coding region runs from base 817 to 2337 and encodes 506 amino acids. Lineage: Eukaryota; Metazoa; Arthropoda; Insecta; Diptera; Culicidae. Gene Ontology annotation, molecular function: transmembrane transporter activity.
UAUGAAUAAGUUAAGCAAAGACAUCGAUCCGCCUUCCUCCCCAUGCCGUUGUUGUUUGCCCGAUAACUUUAAAAGCCCAACCAUUACAAACUCUAAUGGAGGCUUGUCACGGCACCACCGCACUGUUCAUAUUGUCUGUCGCAUCGCAACCAAUUGUGUCCCCAAGUUGUUCGGUUCGGUUCCAGUGUGCUCGAUACGCCGUUCGCGCGAUUACAUCGAUGAUUGGCUUUACAAUUUGUAGACCUUGAUGAUUUAUUCUUCGAUCGCUCGCACUGACUGUUCAAACCUACCGCCGCGGACCGCGAACGGAUGCUUUCUCGGGCCGCGCGUGCAUAUUUCGGAAGUUUUCGCGACGACCAGGACCGAGAGACCGACCGGUUCGUUCGUUGUUGGUGGCUGACGCGUGCAGGUCGGGAGACUUUUCGGGUUUGACUAACAAAGCUAAUAUAAUGUUGUAGGUAGUUCCGCUUAAAUGUUUUAAAUUUCUCUCGUUUGUCGCCACCGGCCACUUGUUGGUGUUGACUUCGAUUCAGCGGCCCCAUAUAGAUGAUUUAAAUAGUAUCGGGGCGCAUGAGCUUACCUUCCCCUUAGGGGGAUGGGUUGGGAGAGGACGACGACGUCACUAUUAUAUUUGAUAAAGACACCCUCGUUCGAUGAGUUUGCGAUCAGUUUCGAAUCGGCACUCGAGCGGGUAACAAAGCGGCUGACCGUCCUCGUCGUUCACCGUUGGCGGGGCUUUUUUGAGUAGGUCGCUUCGGGAUUAGUUUGUUUGUCGAGAUUCAGGAGGUAUUAGGGUAGGUCUUGUUGCAAAACAGGAUGGCGCGAUUCAAGCAGUGGAUUUCGUUGAAGCAACCGGACAAACAACGAGUUUUGGGGUUGGAAACGGAAGCGGAGUAUCGUGCACGUUGGAUUUCGAUUCGCGUACUGUAUUUCACGGGGUUCGUGAUGUUUUUGGCCUUCGGAAUCGUUGCGACCGGAGUUUGGCCCUACCUUAAAUCCCUGGAUCCAUCGGCGAAUAAAGUAUUCCUGGCCUAUAUAUUCGCCGUGCCUCCGGUGGGCCAAAUAUUUUUCAGUCCAUUUUUCGGAUGGUGGACAAACAAGCUGUCCUCAGUUCGAGAGCCGCUCGUAAUCCUGGUUGCAGUAUUCAUCAUUGGAAAUAUAUUAUAUUCCGUCACGGAAGAAUUUCAAGAUCAUCGAAGGUACAUACUUCUGGUGGCGAGAGGACUGGUCGGUGUCGGGACAUCCGCCGUCACAAUCUGCCGAGCUUACAUUUCAUCUGCAACACGAGUGUCCGAAAGGACCAAAACCAUCUCCUACAUGGCACUAGCUCAAAGCAUCGGGUUGAUGAUAGGACCCACGUUUCAGUCGGUAUUUUCCGGAUUGGGAGAGCAAGGAUUCUCAGUAUUCGGCUGGUUCCGAAUCAACAUGUACUCGUCAGCCGGUUGGAUCUGCGUAAUAUUAGGAGUGUUCAACAUUUUCUUCCUGCUGCCGUUCAUCUUCAAGGACAGCCCAAUUGCCGUUAAAGAAGCUAUGAAAAGUCAAGGGGCGACCAAUGCGAAGGAAACGUGGAAAUCGAUGCAGCUGCCAUAUUUUUCCAUCACCGUGACAGUAGUUGCGUUUUCAUUGCUGAUGUUCUUAUAUGUGGCGUUCCAAGCGCUCUUGUCCCCCAUCGCGUUGGACCAGUUUGGCUGGAGCAAUGAGGACUCCCUUUUCUACCUGGGCAUCCUGAUGACGGUUGGUGCCCUAAUAUCCUGCAUUUUAUUCCUGCUGUUGGACCCAAUGUGCAAACGCUUCACCGAAUCGAAUGUCCUGGUCUACGGUGCAAUGUUUGCUCUCUUCGUCAGUCAGCUUUUGCUGAUCCCAUUUGGAUCGGACCCCAUAACAUCGGUAGCGAAUGAAGGCAACUUUACCGAUGGAAAUUCAACCAUCACCACCAUUCCCGGAUGUCCCGCAACGCAGGAGUGGUGCCAGUGGAUUCCGCCCAUCGGCAAAGUGCAAUUUACGAUCUCCUACACGCUGCUGUGCGUAUCGUUCUCGAUCGGAACGACGUUGAGCCAGGCCGUGUUUUCGAAACUGUUGGGCCCAAGGCCGCAGGGAACCUGGAUGGCUCUGCUGACGUGUGCUGGAAGUGCAGCACGAAUCUUGGGACCUGGCUCGGUGACGAUUUAUGUGCUGUUCGGAACGUACUGGACGUUUGGAGCUGGUACGAUUUUGGCCGGAUUGGUGUUCCUGUGGAUGUGGUUCUACCGGGAUAGCUUACAGCCUGCUAAGCCGGCGGUGACAGCUGAGUUGGCUGAGGAACUCAAAGUGCUUAACUCUACAAAACUUAGACAAUAGAGUAGGUUUUUAUUUGCGAGAAAAAGUAGCUGUGAUCUGUACUUAUGAGAUAAGUAAUAAAGAUUUUCGUUUUAUA